CCAAAGCGCUUUCUCUACUUCCUGUGCUCCUGCGAGACGCGCGCGUAGGGGAUUAACGCGUUUCUGGGCCGCCGUAAGCCCGGCCUAGGGGCAUCUCUGACUCGAGAGCCCGCUACAGGCGCAUGGAAGGUUCCCCGGAACGGGAGGCGCCAGCGGCGGCGCUGGCCGCCGUGCUAAAGCACAGCUCGACGUUGCCGCCCGAAAGCACCCAGGUCCGGGGCUACGACUUCACCCGCGGUGUGGAUUACCGCGCGCUGCUGAAAGCCUUCGGCACCACCGGCUUCCAGGCCACCAACUUCGGGCGCGCUGUACAGCAAGUCAAUGCCAUGGUGAGGACUGGGGCGGGACUUUUAGAACCAGUGCGGUACACUGUCCUGUCAUGUUCUCUGCAGAACCACAUCCCUGUGUUUAGUCCCGCACUUACAGACGGCUCGCUGGGUGACAUGAUCUUCUUCCAUUCCUACAAGAACCCGGGCCUGGUCCUGGACAUCGUUGAGGACCUGAGGCUCAUCAACACGCAGGCCAUCUUUGCCAAGGGCACUGGGAUGAUCAUUCUGGGCGGGGGCGUGGUCAAGCACCACAUCGCCAAUGCCAACCUCAUGCGGAACGGGGCCGACUAUGCUGUCUACAUCAACACAGCCCAGGAGUUUGAUGGCUCCGACUCGGGUGCCCGACCAGACGAGGCUGUCUCCUGGGGCAAGAUCCGGGUAGAUGCACAGCCUGUCAAGGUCUAUGCCGACGCUUCCCUGGUCUUCCCCCUGCUCGUGGCUGAAACCUUUGCCCAGAAGAUAGAUGCCUUCAUGCAUGAGAAGAACGAGGACUGAGCAGCUGCUGUCCCAGGAAGGUCUUACCCCUCCUCUAUUUAUUAAUGCGCAGACCCAGCCCCUCCCCUACUUUUUGGUCAGCCACGUCUCUAGAAUAAAAUGGUCUCUGCAGCCCUUCC
Molecule: messenger RNA, 943 nt
Organism: Piliocolobus tephrosceles (Ugandan red Colobus)
Lineage: Eukaryota; Metazoa; Chordata; Mammalia; Primates; Cercopithecidae
Gene: DHPS
Product: deoxyhypusine synthase
Exons: 5
Coding region: 123-824 (233 amino acids)
Biological process (GO): peptidyl-hypusine biosynthetic process
Cellular component (GO): cytoplasm
Molecular function (GO): deoxyhypusine synthase activity
Source: RefSeq, a predicted model, not a curated record